AUGUGGGAGGGAGGCGUCGAGCACGGGAGCCAGCAGGAGGCCACGCAUCAGCUGCUCCCGUGGCUCGGCGCGGCGCCGUUCUCCGAGCCGGCGGCGGUGGCGGGCCUCGGCGCCGCCAUGGGGGCUUACGCCUGCGACGGCGUCGGCGGGCUCGGGCUCGGACAUGGAGGGGUGUUCGGCUUCGGUUUCGAUGCGGUGCAGCAGCAGCAGCGCGCGGCGGAGGGGAGCGGGAAGGCGGUCGUGUCGGGGCUGCUGGGCAGCCUUCAGGCGGAGCUGGGGCGGAUGACGGCACGGGAGAUGAUGGACGCCCCGCUGGCGGCCUCGCGGAGCCACAGCGAGGCCGAGCGCCGCCGCCGGCAGCGGAUCAACGGCCACCUCGCCAGGCUCAGAAGCCUUCUCCCCAACACCACCAAGACGGACAAAGCGUCGCUGCUGGCCGAGGUGCUCGACCACGUGAACGAGCUGAAGCGCCAGACCUCGGCGAUGAUGAUGGCCACCACCGUCGGGGGCGACGACGGAGGUGCUGCUGGGCGGGCGCAGCAGCUGCUGCCGACGGAGGCCGACGAACUGUCCGUGGACGCGGGGGCCGACGGCGCCGGGCGGCUCGUGGUGCACGCGUCGCUCUGCUGCGAGGAUCGCCCGGACCUCAUCCCGGACAUCGUGCGGGCGCUCGCCGCUCUCGGGAUGCGCGCGCACCGGGCGGAGAUCACCACGCUCGGCGGGCGCGUCCGGAGCUUGCUCCUCAUCACUGCCGACAGCAGGGGAGCGGACCAGCAGGGCGAGGAGGAGGAGGAUGGGCAUCGGCCGCCUAACGCCCCCGUGCACGGCGACGGCGAGCGCACUGCCUCGCACCGGAGGCACGAGUGCAUUGCGUCGGUCCAGGAGGCCCUGCGCGGCGUCAUGGACCGCAGGACGGCGAGCAGCGACACGUCGUCUUCUGGUGGUGGUGGCGGGAGCAUCAAGAGGCAGCGCAUGAACUACGGCGCGCAGGAGCAGUGUUCGGUGUAG
This is a messenger RNA of Miscanthus lutarioriparius, 1008 nucleotides long. The record is from the annotation of a GenBank genome assembly. Lineage: Eukaryota; Viridiplantae; Streptophyta; Magnoliopsida; Poales; Poaceae.